Bathycoccus prasinos is the source of this 1134-nucleotide messenger RNA. RefSeq lists its product as hypothetical. The transcript has a single exon. The coding region runs from base 1 to 1134 and encodes 377 amino acids. NCBI's taxonomy places the organism in Eukaryota, Viridiplantae, Chlorophyta, Mamiellophyceae, Mamiellales, Bathycoccaceae. Gene Ontology annotation, cellular component: RNA N6-methyladenosine methyltransferase complex. The record is from RefSeq and is a predicted model, not a curated record.
AUGGUGGCCAACAAAGAAGACACGCGAGAAGAACUCGCGAUGAUGAUGGAAACCGAUCACGAAGAUGCGUUGUUGGAUGAAAAACUCCUCUUAAUGGAUGAACCGUCGUGCGUUCAACGCUGGCUGUCGUUUGAAAACGAAAAAAAGAACAACGGCGAUGAAUCCUUGAACAGAGAGAUCGAGACGUAUCGGAAACUGAUUCAAAACGAGCUCGAGAAAGGAGCACAUUUUCUAAAAAAUUCCUCCUCGACUGGCAGUAGUUUUCCUUCGUUUUUGCAGUUGCAGUUGGAGACGACGACGACGACGAUCGAGGACGAUAUCGCGGACGGCACCGGGAACGAAAUGGGAGAGGAUGGGGAAGCCGCGGCGACGAAUGCUCAUAACGCGAAUACCGGCGAGGAGGAGGAAGCGGAGACGUACGACGUGGAUUUGAUCGACCCGAAGGAGUGGAUGGUACCGCCGCAGUGCAUUCCGGUGCACGCGAACGUGACAACGUUCGAUUGGAAACCGAUGUACGAACACACGAAAUUUGACGUCAUCAUGAUGGAUCCUCCGUGGCAGUUGGCCACGGCGAAUCCAACGAGAGGCGUGUCGUUGGGGUACUCGCAACUCACCGACGCGCACAUCGCGAACCUUCCGAUUCCAGAGUUGCAAGAAAACGGCUUCUUGUUCGUGUGGGUAAUCAAUGCAAAAUACCAGUGGUGUUUGAACCAGUUUAAAAAGUGGGGCUACGAGUUUGUGGAUGAAAUCGCGUGGGUGAAAGUGACCAACUCGAGGAGAUUGGCCAAAUCGCACGGGUUUUACUUGCAACACGCGAAGGAGGUGUGUUUGGUGGCCAGGCGAGGGAAAGAUCCACCCGGUACGACUUUGAACGGGAAGACGGCUUCGGACGUGAUUUUUGCGGCAAGACGAGGCCAAUCGCAAAAACCGACGGAGAUUUACGAAUUGAUCGAACAGUUGGUGCCGAAUGGGAAAUAUCUGGAGAUUUUCGCGAGGAAGAAUAACUUGAGAGAUUACUGGGUGAGCGUCGGGAACGAGGUGACCGGGACCGGGUUACCGCCGGAGGACGUAAAGGCGUUUGCAGAGGUGGGCGCCGUCCCGGCUGCAAAGUACGGCGCGGCUGCUCAAAAGUAA